Messenger RNA from Suillus fuscotomentosus, 2796 nucleotides. RefSeq lists its product as uncharacterized. The record is from RefSeq and is a predicted model, not a curated record. Gene Ontology annotation, biological process: regulation of transcription by RNA polymerase II; neuron differentiation. The coding region runs from base 1 to 2796 and encodes 931 amino acids. Gene Ontology annotation, molecular function: RNA polymerase II transcription regulatory region sequence-specific DNA binding; DNA-binding transcription factor activity, RNA polymerase II-specific. Lineage: Eukaryota; Fungi; Basidiomycota; Agaricomycetes; Boletales; Suillaceae. The transcript has 13 exons. Gene Ontology annotation, cellular component: nucleus.
AUGAGCAACGUCAUCUCCUGUGUAUCAUGGGUAAAAUGCGGCAUCUCAGCCAACCAGCCCUCCAAAUAUGUCCUCAAUGAGAAGGAACUCGAGCGCGUCACACGUUCUGAGGCGCAUGAUGCGGAUGAUAAUGGUGAUGAAGAUGCAUGGGUCGAUGAGGAGGAUGCGUCGAUGGAGGUGGACGGGAUGUACAGGUCGAUGUGCCUGAGAAGGCGGACGAUCUUGCGCAGCACAAGUUGGAUGAAUACCACGAUUGCAAUGUCAAAGAAGAUGGCAUGGGUCCAUUCAGCAAUAUUAGAGGACUUGCAUUUUAUAGAAAUAACUAGGACGAUCCAUAUAUCACACUCAAAGACGUACGGUUGCCUUGUCUCUCUUUUACUUGCAUCUAACACCGUGCAGGACCCCGAACAUGACGAGCGCUCAGAACUCGAGAUCCUCCCAACAGACAACCUCCUAGCCAUCGCAAACACAGAAGACGACAUUUCCCAACUCGAGAUAUCUAUAUCUACGACGGAUCCCAAGACAACCUCUACACUUUCCACACCUCACUCUCGUUUCUCUCCCUCCCACACCAAUCCUCUUUUAGUGUUAUAUCGCGUCGAUCUCUUUCCUACUCCUUCUCGCAGUUACUUCCUCCCAAACCAAAUGGACCAAAGUUCAAGGCGUAGACCCAACUUCAGAACUUUCUUUCCUUAUAUUCCAAACGAGGUCAAGCAUAGAAAAUGCACAUCUCGUAUACAGCUCAAGGUCCUGGAAGAUAUAUUUCGUAAAGAUACAAAACCAAAUGCUGCCCUGCGUAACAAGUUAGCAGCAGAACUUGAUAUGCUUCCACGUGCGGUCCAGGUGUGGUUUCAAAACAGGCGUGCAAAGGACAAGGCUCUUCGUAACAGAGUUCAGGACUCGACUCAGCAGGAUUCUCCUUCGGCUCACUCUCCUCAAAAGUCUCAGUCUUCCAGGGACACCUCCCCCAAUGACUCUUCCAAUUCUUCCACCCCCACGGAAAAACCCACGCCCCUGCAGAAGACGAUCAACCACCCUCACCAAAGCCACACCCAUCCUCUUACAAAGUUUUCCUUUUCUCUUCCUGCGCCCCCUACAGAAGCUUGGCACAGUAACCUAGCCACUCCUGCCGAAAUUCCCCCACAUGUUCGCCAUUUGCCAGUGGACUUGACUUGGCAGGACAAUAAUGACCUUCUGAACACACGUAGAGGGUCGCUGCCAAUCACCGCGUCCACGCCAAGUACAGACGCCAACCAGCCACCUUCCCACUUCCCAGAUAGACGCAAGUCUAUGGACGUCAGUCUCCUUAGGUUCAUGCAUCAUCCGUUCGCACGCGUUGCAAAAGAGAAGAAUGACGCGAUCUUUCUCAGGCCGCCCAUAUCUCCUGCAGGGUCGGGUCAGUCCAUGGCCCGUCCACCGUCCGGCCUCGGUGCGCCAAGCAUACGUGCAACAAGCUACAGCUGUUAUACUUCCUACAACCCUCACACCUGCCCUUCUUCGGCUCAUAGAGCGUCAGAGCCCCAUGUCUUCUCGCCUACUCGCUCCUCCCUUGUACCGGAGAUUCGUCCACCGUUUCCGUCCUCGCACGUGCCGCGCCAGCUCUCGGACAACCGCUUUACAAUGAGCUCUAGAGCGCUCCCGUCGCCUAUUCCUGGCCCCCUGCCAAAGCCUGAUUUCCAGGUUGGCGCUCCGACUUCUGGGUCCCCUCCACAUGUCUCACCGGAUGCAGAAUUUCCCUGGAACCUGCACGCAUGGGCAUUUCCUCGCAACGAGGCAGAUCAGGACACGGAGGAUUCAAACAGUUCUACUGGAUUAUCUAGAUUCGGCUCGAUUGCUAGCAUCUGUGGGAGCGACACCAGCGCGACCAGUGCAAUUUAUUCGGACGUCAGCAGUUGUGUUGGCGUCGAUCAUUUCGAUUCUAAUGGCAGGAAAGGGUCUUGUGCAUCCAACCUCGAAACACGUAUGUCCGGUUUGAACAUGCGGUCCAGCCAGGGAUCGCUCAAUGAGGCUCACUCAAACGCCGCGUCUUCAUUUUCCUACCAACACAGGGAACACCUGUCAUCACAGGAACCAGGGUACUCUUCCCCUACUUCCACUGUUUCACCCGGCGGAAGUCCACACUCUGGAUACAGCAAGGACCCUGGCCCUUCGGGUCUGCGAACGAGCGAGGUUUUGUUUGGUUACAGUCCUCUCCCACCUGAAACUAGCGCCAACACCUAUCUAGAUCCCAUGGAGCCCACCACAGCAAGCCGCAGGCUCAGUAUACCCACCAUCCAAGAAGGAGUGCUGCACAAUCAUAUUCAGAACAACAUCGAACACAACUCCUCAUAUCCCACGCCCGUAGACACGACGGCCCCGUCCAACGUAUAUUAUUUCGCCCCAGAAUCCAACCAAUACUUCCACACAGGAAACUAUCCACCAUCUCCGCGGGAUGGCACGUUUCCUCCCACGGAGACCUCAUACGCCCAACCUGGAUUGCAGAUGCUUCUCGCUGCGCCAUCGCUCCCCAUUCUUCAACAAGCCGCUCGUGUCAUGCUACGAUUAAGUCUAGCGUCUCAGACCUCAAUUUUUCAUCUGUCGGAUGUUUUCAUGGUCGUAAUUGGCAUUCUCGAACAAUUGGAGCAUUGCAUAGAUUUCAGCAAGUCUAGUUCCGUCAACGGACCUGCCAUCCCUUCUAAGCCGCCGUACCACGGUCAUGGGCUGCAUAUUCAACCACCAGUACCUGAUCCCGUGCGUGGGGUGGUAUUGUCGAGGACUUAUGGCAGGCGAGUGUGGUGCUUGACAAAAAGUUCGUGA